Messenger RNA from Pangasianodon hypophthalmus (striped catfish), 19167 nucleotides. Its product is annotated as probable E3 ubiquitin-protein ligase HECTD4. The record is from RefSeq and is a predicted model, not a curated record. Gene Ontology annotation, molecular function: ubiquitin-protein transferase activity. The transcript has 76 exons. The coding region runs from base 447 to 13835 and encodes 4462 amino acids. Lineage: Eukaryota; Metazoa; Chordata; Actinopteri; Siluriformes; Pangasiidae.
CUGGGAAAAAUUUGGCUUCCAAUAAUAUAGCAUCAUGGCGUCACACUGACACCAUUAUAGGUUUAUCUUAGCUUACAAAUAGAUAAACAAGCGUUGGAUAAUUAAAACAGUAUAUAGAGUCUGUGUAUGCUGCUUAACUGGUUGCAUUGCACUGUGUAGGAGAGUAUAUCUGACGACCUGUCAUCUUUCUGAAAUACCGGAGUAAAAUUUGCGAGCUUAAGCAGAGUAGCAGGUCGGCUUUCUAUAGUUAGCGCUCAUUGUAGCUUCUCGAGCUAAAGCUAAAGGCAGAUAGCUGGCUAAACGGGCGGAGUCGACACUAGUACCGCUAUAGUUUCUCGAAUAGUUGAAUUACAGCAUAACGUAUACAACCGGCUAGAGCUUAGUCAAAACGUCGGAUACUUAGUUUUAAUGUUCGUCAGGUUAAGGGUAUUCUUCGGGGGAGAGAGAUGGGAUCAGGGGCCCUGGAUUCGACCCAGUGGUUGUCCGUGAAGGAAGAGACUAUUUUUCUUCACGAUGGGCUGAUGCGGGUCACGGACCUCGCCGAAUUGCCCAGCGAACUUGGAGUCUCUGAACAAGGAGACACCGAGCAGGAGAUCCUGACCUUCGAAACCAAGAAUCCUGUGGAGUUAGCUGAGCGCUUGCGUUCUGUCUGUGGUAACCAGAGCAACGCUUACGCACGUCUCUUGGAGUACCGGCUCAAUGCCCUGCGAGGCCUGUGGGGGGCUCAGCGACAAGUGGCCCUGGAUGAGCAGCAAGAGCGAGAUGGUGUAGCAGCAGGAGCUGGCACUGGAGCAGGCACUGAUGAAGAGACGCUGACCUUUCUGAAGCGUCAGGGCCUCCUGCAGCAGCAGUACCAGCAAUCCCAUCACCAUCCCCCACUGCCCUCCAAUUCAGAUCAAGCUCCGUUCACAUCACGUGUGGGUUUACUGCUCAUCUUCCCCCUGCUGCAGUCACAAACCCACCAUGACCCGGCGCUUGCUGGUGUUACUGCUGAGGUACUGCUGGCCUGUCUGCGUGACUGCCAGCCACUUAGCCUGGGCAAGGAGCCUGCUGACUGCCUCAGUGGCUUGGAGGGACUUCUGUGCUCAUGGUUGGAGCAGGGGGGUGAGCAAGCAUCAGCAACACAGGAAAAACCGCUUCUGACUAAGAGACAAAGGGAGAACGCAGCUGCUGCGCUUGUGGCGCUAGCAUGUGCCAGGGGCUCUCUGAAGACAUUCAUUCACACAGUUCACCUGCUACAGAAACAGACUGACUUAGGACAGCUUCCUGUUGCAGAUGUCCUCUAUAGACUCAUUCUUCUGGAAGGGGGUCCAGGCUCCCCAUCUUGUUUGCUGGGGGGAAAGCACAAUGUCUCAUGGGGUUUUGAGGACAUGCUUCCCACACCAGAUUGCAGUGCCGCAGGAACAGAGAGUAAAGACACAGACCUAGGCCGCUGCUUGGCUACUGAUGGCUUAUAUCUCUAUACCACUAACUCAUUUGGUAGAGGUUUGAGCAAACUGGGCUCAGGCCUUCAUGGAACACUGAGAGGUUUUGUUUACUGUAGAAAUGAGGAGCUAGAGGCUGGUUGGGUAGUACACAGCAGUAGUUAUCUCCUUCAUCGUCCUGCCUCCUUUGACACUAAAUCCCAUCAGCUGUGCCAGGUCAUAGACCCCUACACUUUGCAAGUAUGCCAGAUUGUGCCAAUGCCUCCUCACCACUUUGCGGUGGGCAGCAGUUUGACCACGCUGCAUGUUUGCUCGGAUGGUACCUACAUCUACUGGGUGUGGUCACCUGUCAGUCUCAACGAAAAGACCCAGAAAGGCCACUCUGUCUUCAUGGAUGUCUUCCAGUUAGCGACUGAGUCCGGGGUGUGCAAGGCCAGUGCUGUCCGGGAGCGAGUGAUCUUGUCAAGGAAAGAGGGGGAGUCAUCAAAAUGUUUGAAUGAGCUGCUGAUGAGCCGCAUGUCUCGUUUCCGCACCUCUCACUCGGCCACGCUUGCUGCCCUCACUGGCUCCACCAUCACAAACCCUGUCAAAGAGGAGCAAACUGUAGUAAAUGCUAGCUGCGGUCUUCCUCUUAAGACUUUGAGGAAAACACCUAUGUAUGUCUGUGGGACCUACCUGGUAAUGCUGGCUUCCCCUCCUGGUGUAGCUGGAAGUUCUGCGACUCGCUCACUUUUUGGUGGAUCCAGUGGCCUUUCUUCCCUUAAGAUUCUGACCUCUAAUCUGGUGUUUAACUUGAAUGAUGGUCAGUUCGUCAGUCGUGCAGACCUGAUUGAUGCACCUGGCAGUUCUCUAGGUCGUGGUGCUCAAGUGGCAGGGCUAGGGGCCUGCUAUGAUGCUCUUAACAACUUGAUCUGGACAUGCUCUAGUGACUACAUGGAUCAGUGGUCAAACCCAGGCAACCAAGCCUUUCAUCAUGUGUGCAAACGGCUUGGCUUCAGCCAUGUCAUCAGAGAGCCUAAAGAAGACAUGGUGGAGAUGAAUGAAGUAAUUAGUCAGCUGCUACACCAUGUUGGUGCCAUGUGCAUCCACCAGCAGAACCUGUUGGCUGCUAGCGGCAGCUCACCUCUGAGCUCUUUCCUAAACAAACAACAACCAAUGGAAGCCUGCCACUUUAGUGCCAUCUGUGACAUAAUGGAAAAGGCCAUGGUGAAUUCUGAUAUCUGUAUCAUCCGCUGCAUCCUUGUGGUCUUUCAGGUGGUGUUUCGGUUCUUUAACCCCCAGUCAGAGCAGAACCGGGAAAGUAUAAGACGUUCUGGAUUGCUUCUGUGGCAACUACUCAUGGCCCCUAUUGAUCAGAUAGGGGCAGAAAUCCAAAGAGAAGUUUGCCUGGCAAUCAGCUUUGGCUUGAAUAUCUUGUAUCAGGGAGAGAUGGAGCUGAAUGACUUGUUAAAACUUGUCCUCACUGAAGGUGAGAGAAAUAGUGGUUUGUCCCAGUUGCGUGAUAUUAUUCUUAACAACCUUGCCGACCAGCUACAGAAGAACCGCUUUGGAAGUGAGGAUGAUGACCACUACAGGCUGAAUGAUGAACUGCUGCAUUGCAUUCUGAAGACUGUAGUGCGCGAAUCUUGCCUUCUCAUCACUAAAUGCCAAACACUUGACAAAGAAGAGUUCCAGAAGCUUCUAUCCACUGUGCCUGUGGCCUCACCAAGCUUGCACUACAUUAUGGCUGUUCAGAACCAUUUGCUAAGCAAUACUGUCCUGAUCCGCCCUGAUGACAGCGAUGACAGUGACAGCUCCCUUCAAGGGGAAACAAUGAAGGUACAGGAACUGCAGACCAGCAUCCUGUCCCUGGCCUGCAAGAUCCUGAUUGGCUGUGAUGAAGUUCUGGAGACUCUUCAUCAAGUCACCACUGCCCUCAUCAACAGUGACAUUACCGAUCUUGAAAGCAGAUUAAAAGGACUGGAGCAGGUGACUAAAGCUACGAUGCUAGGCCAUUUGUUGCCAGUUCUCUUGACCUCUCUGAUGCACCCCAACCUGCAAACUUUGUCCCUUGCUGAUGCUCUUAUGCCACAACUUGUCCAGCUCGUCCUCUACACCAGUCAGACUGCUUUGCUUUUGAAGACCCAGUCCCCACUAUUUGGUGAAGGCUCUCCACUGAGGGGUGGCCCAUUAAACCACACUGCUAACUUGGCUUACAAUAAUGAUAAUUUCCAGAUUCUUGAUGAAAGGGAAGAGCCGGGCUUUCUGACAGGACUUAAGAUCCCUGCCCCAUGGGCUGCUGGGAAAACAGUGGAAACUAUCCAUCCAGUUCGUGACAACUACAAAUUUAAAGAGACUGUACAUAUCCCUGGUGCUCGCUGUCUUUAUCUACGCUUUGACCCUCGUUGCUCUUCACAGUACGACUAUGAUAAGCUUGUUAUCUACGCUGGUCCUAACACAAAUAGUCGCAAAGUGACUGAGUAUGGUGGCAAUACCCUGGGUUAUGGCAGCCGCAGUGUUCUGGGUACUGGUUGGCCAAAGGAUCUUGUGAAGGUGGAGGGCGACACUGUGACAUUUUCCUUUGAGAUGAGAAGUGGUCGUGAACACAACACACCAGACAAAGCAAUGUGGGGUUUCUCCUGCACUGUCCGAGCACAGGAGUCAUCAGAGGAUGUCUCUGGGGGUCUGCCUUUUCUGGCUGACCUUGCUUUGGGUCUCUCCGUUCUAGCUUGUUCCAUGUUACGCAUACUCUACAACGGCCCAGAGAUCACACGGGAGGAAGAGGCUUGCCAUGACCUACUCUGCUCUAAACUCUUACAGAGAUGUCAAUGGCAGGUAGAAGCCAAUGGUGCCAUCUCUCCGGCUCUUACCCCCUCUCCGUCUCCGCUCCCACUUACCAUUGAUGAGGACCAAGAGUUUACCUACCCCACAGAUGUUCUGAUUCCCCCGGCAGGCUUCAUUCCUGGUGUUUACUGUGAUCUACCACGUAUCCGCCUGCCCCCAGGAAUAAUGGGCCGUCUAAGGGAGCUCUCUGGCAAGGCUCGUCCACAGUUCCGGCCAAGCAUCAAAGAGGUGAUCCGGCCAGAUGUAAUUGAGGAACUGAUUGUGUCCUGUGUAAUAAAACACCUGGGUCUGAUAGACUCACUGCAAUCAUUACUAAACUUGCAGUACAGAGAGGAACACAGAGAGGAGUAUGAGCUGCUGUGCAAAAUCAUGGCUGAGACAUUCAAGAAGAUUAAUGCAAUGGAGAGACAGCUUCAGAGUGUGGCUGAGCUAGAACAAAAAUGGCAGAAUGAGGUUGAUGAGGCUCAGCAGGGCAAACUAGAAAAUAACACACCCUUCUUUCAUGACUACCACUUUUUUGAGAGCAAAAUGAAGGAGCUUGAACUUCUGUGUUCUCUGAAGGAGGUUCCAUUAGACUGGAGUGAUGUAGAAAAUGCUGUAAUUGCAUUAAGGGAAUUUUUUUUUCAGGAGGUUAGUUCUAUGCAGCACUCCAGAUGUGUUGUGCCUCUGGUCAAGACCAGAGCUCUACUAAAGAGCUUAAUGAAUCGCUCAGAGCUACUGCUGCACGUCACGAUUUCUCCACAGUGCAGGAGCCUAACCACAACACCUACAAGCUCACCAGCAUGUAAAUUGGUGUCAGAUACCAAGACUGGUAUGGUGAAGCAGCCAGUUUUCCUGCGUAGUAUGUCCGCUCCCUCUGACCUGGAAAUGAUAGCAAACCAAGAUCUGGAGUUCACACAUGCAACACAGAGGAGGCGCCCUCACCCUACUGGUAACAGAAGUAGCUCAUUUACACUGCUGCAAUCUCUGGGAGCUGAAGACAACAGCGAAAAACCAACAUACAGUGUGCUGCUAGGACAACUGUUCGCCUUCAUAGGGACCAGCCCCGACCAUGCAGUGUCUAGUAGAAGUUUUCUGGCAGCAGCUCAGACACGCUGGAGAAGAGGUUGUACCAGGAAGCAGGCUCUGGUCCACAUGAGAGAGCUCCUCACCACUGCUGUUCGAGUUGGUGGAGUAACCCACCUGGUGGGUCCUGUCACCAUGGUGCUGCAGGGCGGGCCCAGGAUUGAGGAGCUGACCUGUGGUGGCAUGGUGGGACAGGUUCAGGAAGCCUUCGGACAAACUAUGACCUCUGUUGUGUCUCUAUGUGCCCGCUAUCCUAUUGCGUGUGCCAACAGCAUCGGCCUACUCUGCACCAUCCCUUACACCAGGAGUGAGGAGCAAUGUCUGGUUCGCAGCGGCCUGGUUCAGUUGAUGGACCAGCUUUGCAGUCUUAGUAGCCAGAGAGACUGCAGCUCCAAUGAGAAACAAACCAAGAAGCAGAAAGUUGCCACGAUGGCCUGGGCUGCAUUCCAAGUGCUAGCCAAUCGCUGCAUUGAGUGGGAGAAAGUGGAAGGCGGUUCCUCAGAUGCAGUGCAUUCUGGAUUAGCCCGGCAGGUAUCCAGUCUGUUGACUAAUCACCUAGCAAGAGCUACCGAAUGCUCUGGUAACCAAGCAGCUGGAAAUGAUGCCCUACAAGAUGUACUUAGUCUACUGAAUGACCUGUCUAGGAGCAAUAUAGGCAAAGCAAUUCUGAGCCAGCCAGCCUGCGUUUCCAAGCUCCUUUCACUGCUUCUGGACCAACGUCCUUCCCCUAAAUUGGUGCUGAUCAUCCUCCAGCUGUGUCGGGCUGCCCUUCCUCUUAUGAGCGUGGAGGACUGUGGCAAUGUGGCAUUGCCUCCUUGGAGCUACUUCAUCAGUGCCAUAGACACUGAGCAAGAAGAUGCCAGUGACCCGGCAUCCCGCAUUGCAGCACUUCUGCUGGCUAAACUUGCAGACUACGUGGUACCAGGAAGCCAGACCCUGCUUUCCCCUGCUUCCUCUGAGCCUGAUACCAGAUUAAUCUGGGCUAGUCCCAUGGGCAAUGUCAAGACAGAUAAAGAUGUUGGAGAAGAGGGAGAAGCAGUGGAUGGCAAACUCUCCAUCUUCAUACACAAGAGAGAAGACCAAUCUUCCCAUGAAGUACUUCAGCCAUUACUCAGUAGCUCAGAGGGGCGUCCUUUUCGGCUUGGCACUGGAGCCAACAUGGACAAGGUGGUGAAAAUGGACAGAGACAUGACUAAGACUGGGUGCUGUGAAGUGGUCACAGAAGAGGCAUCCGCAGCCCUGCGUAAGGCUAUUAAGUGGGCUCAGUCAGGCCUCAUUGUGAGUGUGGGGCCUCCAGUGGAAACUCUAAUUCAGGAGACUUCAGGGGGAAGCGCCACUGGAGACAAGAAGAAAAGUGCCCAGAGUGCAGUAUGCAGAGACAGGAAUGCAGAACUGUCCAGGUCUGACCCAGUCCGUCCAUUUAUCAGUGGUCAUGUAGCAAACAGCAUGGCUGCUGAAGUCAUUGCUUUGCUGCACAGUCUUCUUACAGCACCAGAGUCAAACACUGCGCAGAUAUGGACAACUACAGCAGAAAAGGUACUGUCCAGAGCCCUGAUGUAUAUACCUCAGUUGGGUAAAUAUGCAGAGAGCAUCUUAGAGAGUGGAACAAGCAGUGGCAGAAAGCUGGCCAAGCUGCAAGCAAUCAGCCGACAGGCUGUGGCAGCUUUGUGUGCCCUGGGUGGCUUCAAAGAGGCCAUCAAAAUUGGAUCGGAGGUCCAGGUAGUAGGUAAGGGUUUGCAGGACAGUGUCGGAGUGGUCAUUUCCAUUAAUGAGCAGGAAGGCAUUGCUACAGUCAAGUUCCCCUCCUGUGAUUAUCGCCGUGACUGUAAGGCGUCUGACAUCUUGACUGUACCCAUCUCCCGCCUCUCAACACUACGGUCAGAGGCUUUGCCACUCUAUAAGCUGUCCAUCACUGAGAAGGUAGUGCAGGCAGUGCAGUCCAUGCUGCUACCACAGGAGGGCAGUCUUUCCAUCCACACCUGCCUACCAGCCUCUGGAGAUGGCUCCAGCCCUGUCAUGGCUGCAGUGCGACUGCUGGCUGAGAUAAGGACUAGAGCAUGUUUGGUUAUGGCUCAGUUGCUGGAGGACAGUUCAUUCUGUGAGGAGUUCAUCCAGCAAUGUCCUGCUGCUGUAGAAGUUCUAAACUUAGUUGCACAGGAGUGUAGCCCUGGUGAGCGACUAGGCAUAGUGGAGGCUCAGUGUGAAAGACUAAGAAUGUUGUAUCGUGACUGCGCUCGUCCACCUCCUCCUCCUCCUCCACUCCAGAUUGACAGAAGACAGCCCAAGCAAAUCACAUGGUGUCCAUCGCGUGUCUUCCCACCAGUGCGUGCGUGUAUGUUCUCAUCUCACCAGACCUCUGUGACAUUUCUAGCAGACCCCAGUGCUGGGGGUGGCCUGCCUAGGGGCACUUUUAUCUAUGCUACUUCACCAGUUCCUGUUCAGGCUCCAUCAUUUUACUGGGAAUUAGAGAUAGUGUCCUAUGGAGAUUCUGAGGAUGACAGUGGCCCAAUUGUGUCUUUUGGCUUUACCACAGAAGCAGAAAAGAGAGAUGGUGCAUGGACCAAUCCUGUUGGCACUUGUCUCUUUCACAAUAAUGGGAGGGCUGUACACUACAAUGGCUCCAGUUUGCUCCAAUGGAAGAGCGUAAGGCUAGAUGUGGCUCUGCUUCCUGGAAACAUUGCUGGAAUAGGUUGGGAGCGUAUGGAGGGCACACCACCUCCCCCAGGCCAGGCUCCUAAGGGAAGGGUAUACUUCACCUACUGUGGUCAGCGCCUUAGCCCUUACCUGGAGGAUGUAGCUGGAGGAAUGUGGCCCGUGGUCCACAUCCAAAAGAAGAACACAAAGGUUCGUGCUAACUUUGGAUGCCAGUCGUUUGCAUACGCGGAGGGACAGGCCCAUAGAAAUGCAGCCGACCUUUGCAUGGACCUCUCAGAGGAGAUAAGUGCCAAUUUUGAGGCCCUGCCUUUUGCCAUGGCUUCAGACAGUGACAAUGAUGCUGGUGCCAGUGUAGCAUCCGACUCUGGCUCACAUGGACCUCCUUGUCGCAUCGCUGCGGUGUCUACUACUCAGCCGCAAUAUAACAGUGAUGCUUCCUGCUACUACAAACUUGAGCUGAGCUAUGAGAAUCUCGUGACCUCGGGCCCUGACCCCCACCCUCCACCUAUCACUGACGAUGAGAGUGAUGAUGAGGACGAUGAUGAUGUGCCAAGAGAGGAUCACUAUGCCCUGCUUGUUAAAGCAUGGGAGACCAAAGUGUUCCCUACUAUACGGCGCCGCUUCAGGAAUGAAGCUGAGAGGAAAUCAGGACUGGACCAGAUAAAGGGGGCACUCCAACUUGGAAUGGUGGACAUUGCACGACAGACAGUGGAGUUCCUCUAUGAAGAGAAUGGUGGCAUUCCUCGUGAUCUCUACCUCCCCACUAUUGAGGACAUCAAGGACGAGGCCAGUAAAUUUACCAUCGACAAAGUCCGCAAAGGUCUAACAGUGGUUAUACGCUGUCCUGAGUGCAACAACACUGGCAGCAGCAUGGGAGGAACAGCCUUGCCAAAGUUUGCCAUUCGAGGCAUGCUCAAAACCUUUGGCCUUCACGGAGCAGUCCUUGAUGUUGAUAGUGUAAAUGAUUUGGUCCAGGUGGAGACGUACUUACGCAGUGAGGGUGUGUUGGUCAGGUACUGGUACCCCAUUGAGAUGCUGGAGCGCCCACCAGCAGGUUCCCGCAGAACUGCAGCCAAUGGCCUUGUGUCUUUGGAUAGCAGCAACAUUCAAAUUCACAGGGAACUGCUGCGUUGUGAGAGUGCUUUGGCACGUCUGUACUGUCGUAUGGCAUUGCUCAAUAUCUUUGCACCCAAGAGUCCUCACACCUUCACACGCCUCUUCCACAUCCCAGCUGUGCGUGACAUUACACUUGAACACCUGGGGCUUUUGUCUAAUCAGUUACUGGCUCCACCUCUGCCAGAUGGCUCCAUUAGCUCAAGCUCCAUCUUGGUGGCCCAGUCUGUGCUGCACAACCUGAAAGGUCAAAGCUGCUCCCCCACUGAACUCUUCUACCAGGGUAAUGCACAGACCAUUCGGGAGUGGCUGACAGUGGCUAUCAGCAGAGCAUUGCACCAGGGAGAGGACAGCUUACUGGAGCUGACCAAGCAGAUCUGUUGUUUCCUCCAGAAUGCUCCGGAGCAGUUCACAUCAGAGGAGUUUCCAAUCUCAGAGUCAAAGGUCAGCAUGGAUGUCAGCUUCCCUGGUGCUGCAUUUGUGGUGGUUUCUUGUAAAGAAAAUCAGCUUGGUUGCCGCAAAGAUUCUUCUCUCUAUAAGGCUCCCUGGGCUCGUGUAAUGAUGUAUGGGUUGGGGCACAAGGUUCGACGUAAUGGCCAGCUGAAUCUGAUGGAGACUGUGUGCUAUCCUCUGGAUGCUUCACCUUCGAAUACAGGCCUUACGCCUCCUCCCACAACCAACCAAUACCCUAGCAUCAUAAUACCCACUGAUAAAGUCCACAUAAAACUGGGAGUAUCCCCACCUCCUGGGGUUGUCCUAGUACUGCAUUCUCUGCCUGUGGAGUUUCCCUUGGCAAUGGCCUUUGCUGAACAGCUGCUGAAAUGGACUGUGCGUGAGAAUAGUGAGCAUCCAGAGGAAGAGCUGGACACCAUGCCUCCUUCUGUGCUUCUCCAGGUUGUGGAGCUACUUGGUGGGCUUCUGUGGACUACUGAUCUUGCACCUUGUAUCAAAGAGUUCAUCUUUCAUUUGCUUGCUGAGCUUUUCCGCAAGAUCCAUCACUUGGAACAACGUAAGGGUUCCUCAGGCCUGUCAAGCUCCAUUGCUCUACUCCCCAGUCCCUGCUUGGCAGUGCUCAUGGCUCUCCAGACAGAGCUCCGAAAACUUUAUGACUGUGAGACUCAAAGCUGGGGGCUGGCUAGUGGAAGCACCUCAGGAAGCUCCUUAGCACUAUCGUCUGAUCAAAGCCGCUUCUCUACAUACUUCCAUGCCCUUAUGGAGGUGUGCCUUGCUGUGGCGGAGGUUACCUUGCAGGUUAACGUGGCCAGUGGAGGGUUGGCUGUAAGCAAUCUUUCCUCAUCCAGCACACCCAACCUUAGUGAUUCUUCAUCCUCUUCAUCGUCAUCACCAGGCCAAACCCCACAAAGCCCAAGUUUGUUAUCAAAGCGCAAGAAGGUCAAGCUGAAGCGAGACCGGACAACAGCAGCCAUAGGUGCUGCAACUACAGCUUCAGGAAAACGGGGCUCUGUGAGCAGCACAAAGCUUUCAGAAAGUGAUAGUGCUUUAUUGAAUGUGGCUGGAGGAAAGCCAGAAGACAUGUUAUGGUUCCACCGUGGGCUGACACUACUCAUGAUUAUACGGCACCUGACAUACAAGGACCCCCAAGGCUUGAGUGUGACUGGGGAUGCAGUAGCCGACGCCUGCCAGGCCCUGGUCAGUCCAACUGCUCAUAGUCGGCUGCUGGUGCUCUCCGGUAUUCCAACUCACUUGGAAGAAGCUGUGGUGCGUAAUGCAAUCCGAAGGGCUUGCAAUGCACAUGGGGGUCUCUUCAAAGAUGAAAUCUUUAUUCCACUUCAGGCAGGAGACCUAAAGCAGACCAAAGGAGCUGUGGUCGGAACUCAGAGCACAGGAUCCCAAGAUGAUAGAGCAGAAAAGCUUCUUCCAGGCAGUAUGGAAAGUCCAGAUGGCUCCAGUAGUGCUACCCCAGCUCUGAGCAUGACGGCUUCAGCUUCAGCUAGCCAGACCUCCAUUUGCAGCUCCUCUCAGGGGUUCUCCAGAACUGCCAGUGAACUUUCUGUGGAUCAGGAACUGUUAGCUGCUGCUGUGACAAAACCUGUAGCCCCUACCCAGCAACAGGCACCGCUAGACCCCUGUAUAGUCUCCAGUCAGGAAAGCCUUGAUAUCUCUCUUUGUAGCACAGGAAGCCUUGGUAGUCUCGGUAGCUUUGGGGAGCAACUUGAAAGUGGAGAGACAGCUUCAGUAUCAGAUGGGGGAUCCUUGUAUGCAGUCACCUCGCUAGACACUAAUGCCAGCUUGGCAUGUCGCAUUAAAGGCUAUGCUGUUAUAGAGGUACGGGCCAGGGCCAAGGUGGAGAAGAUUCGUGCAAGUCUCUUCAACAGCAGUGACCUCAUUGGCCUGUCCAGCCUUGAAGGAGAGGAGGAGUUAAUGGAGAUAACCACUGAAGAGAUCUUGACUGCCUCCAGUGUUAAUCAGAGCCUGUUUGAUACACAAGGCAGUUCUGCACUUGAGGACUACUUUCUUGAUAAAACCAUCAGAGGUGACAAAUUGGUCCCUGGGGCACGAGAUGUGCUAACUGACAUCUUUAAGAGCUGCGUACACUCUGAACAAAUGCUAAGCCUUACACCAACCAAGCCCUUGAAGGUGUCAGACAUUUAUCUCAGUAAAGAACAAAUCAACUCACAGAUGCCUGGUAACCUUCUGCAUGUAUUCUUCAACCACAUACGACCUCCUAAGAAAGUGUUUGAAGAUCAGCUCACACAGAUCCUUCGCAAAUAUGGCACAGUCAAGGCCAACAAGUGCAGGUACAGCAAGUCAGGAAAGGAACAACAGCAGGGAAAAGUGGUCAGCACAAAGAGAUCCAUCAUCAAGCCCCCUAUCAAAGAGAAGUCUGUUCUCAACAGUGUACGGACUGCAUUAAGUGAGAAGAAACCAGUCCUAAAGCCCAAGUCUCCAGAUAAAGCUAAGCCUGACGAGAAAGACCCUGAGAAGUUGCCUACCAAGAAGUUAGAAGUGCCAGAAGAGAAGUACUUAACUCUGGACGGUUUCCAUAAGUUUACUGUUGAUCGAGCCAAACAGGACAUUCGCAGUGUUUGGAGGGCAAUCCUGGCAUGCGGUUAUGACUUGCACUUUGAAAGAUGUUCAUGCAUUGAUACUCGGCAAGCCCAGAAGACUAGCAGAAAGUGGACCUUGGAGAUGGAUUUUGCUCUAGUCCAGUAUGUUAAUCGCCUCUGUCGCCACCUGGCUAUAACACCUGCUCGCCUCCACCCCCACGAAGUAUACCUGGACCCCGCAGAUACAGCAGACCCACGAAUUUCAUGCCUGCUAAGUGUACCUGUUGAGAGUUUGCGUCUGCGCUUUGCCCUACUGCAGUCUCUUAAUAAUACCCUGGAGGGUUUCUUUCUGCCACUUGUGGAGCUAAGGCAGACACAUACCUAUCAGAACAGUAUUGCUGCCCUGCUGCGUGAGGCUAAAGGACUUAUUUUUUAUGACACUAAAGUAGCCAUUAUGAACAAGGUGCUGAAUGCAACAGUGCAGCGUACUGUUGACCAUGCUGCCCCUGAGAUCACACUGGAUCCUCUAGAGAUAGUGGGAGGUGAGAUCCACUCCUCAGAGAACACCUACUUCUGUCAGGCAGCUCGGCAGCUGUCUAACGUUCCCUCAUCUCAACUAUGUGUGAAACUAGCUAGUGGAGGAGACCCCACCUAUGCCUUCAACAUCCGCUUUACUGGAGAGGAAGUUCAUGGCACUAGUGGUUCAUUUCGCCACUUCCUGUGGCAAGUCUGCAAGGAGCUGCAAAGCAGCAUCCUGUCUUUGCUUCUGCCAUGUCCCAGUUCUGCCAGUAAUCGCAGCAAGGGGAAGUACAUCCUGACAUCUUGCCCCAUCACUUACGCCGAAGAACAGCUGCUGCACUUCUUCGGUCAGCUGCUGGGAAUCGCCAUCCGUGCAGAUGUGCCUUUACCUCUGGAUUUGCAGGGUUCCUUCUGGAAAGGUCUAGUUGGUGAUAUUCCAGACCCAGAAACAGAUCUACAGGAAGCUGAUUUUCUCACUUACAACUACGCCAAGAAGUUUGAUAAUGUGACUGAUAAGGCUGAGUUGGAAGCGCUAUGCAUAGAAAUCUCAUCACAGAGCCACUCAGGUGAAAGCCCUGACUCGCCCAGCCGGCCAUGCUGUACCUUCACCUAUGUUACCAUGACAGGCGAGGAGGUGGAACUGUGCCAGGGUGGGCAUAACCUUGCCGUCAGUUGGGAGAACAAAGACUUGUAUGCUCAGGCAGUACGUGCCUUGCGUCUGCGGGAACUACAAAAUGAGGAGCGUAUGAGUGCUGUUCGUGCAGGCUUGGGCUCCAUUAUCCCUCUGCAACUUCUCACCAUGCUCAGCCCCUUAGAGAUGGAACUGCGUACCUGUGGCCUCCCCUACAUCAACCUGGAAUUCCUUAAGGCUCAUACAAUGUAUCAAGUGGGCCUGAUGGAGACCGACCAGCACAUUGAGUUCUUCUGGACAGCACUGGAGAUGUUUACACAGGAAGAGCUCUGUAAGUUCAUUAAGUUUGCUUGCAAUCAGGAGCGGAUACCCUUCACUUGCCCCUGCAAGGAUGGUGGGCCAGACACUGCUCAUGUGCCUCCUUAUCCCAUGAAAAUUGCCCCGCCAGAUGGCGCGGUGGGUUCACCUGACUACCGUUACAUUAGAGUAGAGACCUGCAUGUUUAUGGUGAAGCUGCCCCAGUAUUCCUCUCUUGAUGUGAUGCUGGAAAAGUUACGUUAUGCUAUACACUAUCGUGAGGACCCUCUGAGUGGCUAAAGGAUUCCAAAACACAAAUACACACUUGCACAAAAAUACCAUACAUUCAUGUUCACUCCCACCCAGAAAUUUUCAGAAAGACUGAUAUUGCUGGAAAUGUGGACUCCUUGAGUACUCCCGUUUAUUUUAGCUUGAUUGUUGAAACUUCUGCCCAUCUUGCCUUCAAAAAGACCAUUGUUUUGUUUUCUGGACUGCAUUGAGUUGAAUUACAUUUUUGGGUGGUCCUUAGAGGAACCUACAUGUUGUAUCUGAUGGUAGUAAUGCAUCGUUAGAUAAUAUGGAGAAGAAUACUGCACUUUUAUUUUCUCAUGGUUUCCUAUUGUUUACUUCCCUGCACUUUAUUGCUGCCAUUGAUUUUAAAUGCUCUUUUUAUUGCAUUUAUAAAUAUAAUGUUGUCUAUCAUUUCUUGUGUGCCAUUAUAACUGCUGUCUUUAAAAACAAACAGAUGUGCAGUAAGAUGCUUUAAGUGGUGGUGGUGGGAAGAAUAGGGAUGGAUGGGGGCUGGCCACUUUUUUUUUUUUUUUUUUUUUUUUUUUGGGCACAGCAUAGGGACUUAGGGGGGCUGCAGCCCUGGCAGUCUCCCCCCUUACCACACCUAUGACAGCCAAGGUGUUCACAUAAAUAUGUAGAAGAAUAUUAAAGCAAAUGGAUGAAAAUUUCCUGCUUUCUUGGAUUAUUAAAAAAAUUCAUAAAUAAGAAUGACUUUUAGCAUUUGUAUCAAAACACUACAACAGCUGCCCCCUACAACUAAAACUUUCCCAUGAAUACAAGACAGUAGCAGCAAGAGGCUGCUACCAGAGAACAUUUGAGGAGUUAUAUAUGCAUAUUGGGGAAUUGUGAAUUCAAAGAAAUUUUAUUUAUGUACAAUGUCAAGAUUGAGUAAAUUUAUUAAUAUUUGGGUGGUUACCACAAUGGAAUGUUUAAAUUGACUUCUAACAAAUGUCUCUUUAUUGUGAAAUAUUGCAUGUACUCUGUAUCUGUUGUCAUUGCAUUAUUCCUGUCCACCAUUAAUUUUUGGCUCUGAGGGGUGAUGUUAGCAUCUCUCCCCUUAAAUGCUGCUUAAAUGAGAUUAUGCUUCUCAGCCCCCAUUCUGGUAGGAAGAGCUCUGCAUGGUACCAUUUAUUAUACAACAUUACUGAGCUUUCGUUGACUUAGGAUUUUUGUUGUUUAUAUGCUGGAUUUGCACAAGAAUUCAGUCUUUAUUAUUAUUACUAUUAUUAUUAUUAUUAUUAUUAUUAUUUUAUAAUUUGCUUUGUUUAUUUUUUCAUUACUAUAUUUUUUACAUUUAUUUGUUCUGCAUAAAGUAUAUAGGGGAAAAAAAACAAAAAAAACAUUAGUUUGAACAAGGAACAUUUCUUUGUCUUUUGAAUCAUUUUAAAGCUAGAAAUAGUUAGGAACCCGUUACUUAAUUAUAAUCAAGAUGGAGUUUGCUGUUCCUUCUAAUGCUUGUGUUUGCAGUGUUUUAUUGUGCGUCUUCAAUGGAGCCAUUGUAACAUUGAUGCCUCUUGGAGAAUGCUACCGAAGACCUCCCCCAGAAUGUUCAAAAUAGAGUUUAGACUCUGUUUAUGCAGUACAUUUUGGUGCGAUUGCUGCUAUUAAGGAUACUCCAUCCGCAUUUCUCUUUACCUUUCAGAAGAAGAAUAUUAAUGUUUGUCAGAGGGUAUCCACAGAAAGAGGGUAAACAAAAGAUCUGUGCUGUACAUUAACUUGAUAUUUAUUACAAUUAUUUAUGGUUGCAUUAACUUUUCUUUCUUACAUUUACACAUCUGGAAUAUAAUAGAAUGCAGAUGUGUGAAUUCCAGUUAAGUGAUAUUGAUUUCAUAAUUUCUGUCACAGAAUAUAAAUAAAAAUGUAUUGAUGUAUAUUGAUGUGUACUGUUUGUAUGCAGAUGUUGGUUUGAAUGUAUUUGUAUUCUGCUCAUCAUUCAACAUAAUGAUGGUGAUAAUAAUAAUAAUCAUUAUUCCAGUAGGAAUAAUUUCCAUUUUAAGCAAAGUACUUUCAUUUUCAGGGGCUCAAAGGUAUUUGGACAAAGUGACAUAAUUGUAAAUAUAACCAUAAUUUUAAUACUUGGAUGAAAAUCCUUUGCAGUCAAUGACAGCCUGAAGUCUGGUGCCCAUGUUCUCAAAACUCAAAUUCUGAGUUUCCUCCCUGGAGAUGCUUUGCCAGGCCUUCACUGCAGCCACCUUCAGUUGACAACUUGACAAUAAGUUAAUUGACCAGGUGCGGUCCAUUCCCUUGUUACUUCGAGACAAAUGAAGCAGAUAAAAGGUCUGGAGUUGAUAUCAGGUAUUGAGUUGGCAUUUGGCAGCUGUUCAACUGGAGCUACCAAUAUGAAGUCCAAGGAGAUCUCAAUGCAAGUGAAGGAGGCCAUCAUAGGCUGAAACAACAACAUAAAUCUAUGAGAGAUAGCAAAAACCUUUGGUGUGGCCAGAUCAACAGGGUACAGUCUUAAAAAGGGUACAUUCUUAAAAAGAAAGAAAGCACCUGUGAGCUCAACAACAUCGAAAGGCCUGGAAGACCACGGAAGACAACUAAAGUGGAUGAUCGCAGAAUUCUUUUCUUGGUGAAGAAAAACCCCUUCACAACAUCAAUAGAAGUCAAGAAUACUCUGGAGAAGGUAGGCGUAUCAUUGUCAAAAUCUACAAUCAAGAGACGCCUUCAUGAAUGUAAAUACAGAGGGUUUACAACAAGGUGCAAACCACUGGUAACAUUCAAGAAUUAUUCAAGAAUAAUAAUUAACAGUUAUUAUUAUUAUUAUUAUUAUUAUUAUUAUUCCAUUCAACUUUGUCAAAUAGAACAUGAAACUACAAAAAAACAUGAAACUACUGAUUCAGACCACUGGCACCCAUUAAUACUAAAAAUAGUAAAACAAGGAAAAACAUUUCAUUCAUAGCAAACUGAAGAAAUGAAAGCUUCACUAUCUGCCAGUCUGCCAGAUGAAUCUAGGUUUAGCAAAUGCCAGGAGAACACUACCUACUGGAAUGCAUUGUAAAUUUUGGUGGAGGAGGGAUAAUGGUCUGGGGUUUGGGUUUGGGCCCCUUAUUUUCAGUGAAGGGUAAUAUUAAUGCUACAGCAUACAAAGAUAUUUUAGCCAGGCCUUCUUGUCCACUAUCAGUACCUGACCUCACAAAUGUUUUUGUCUAAAAGGGCACAAAUUCCCACAGAAUCUUGUAGAAAGCUUUCUCAGAAGAAUGGAGUGUGUGUGUGUGUGUGUGUGUGUGUGUGUGUAUCAUAUACUGUACAUACAGGGUGUCCCAAAAGUCUCCAUACAUAGGGGAAAUUAACAGUUUUUAGCAAAAUGUCUUCCCAAAAUACUUAGUUUAUAUUAUAGGGUUUUUUUUCCAGAUAGCCUUUAAGAAUGCUUUUGACAAAAGAAGAAGAACAUUCUCAUGGUUGGAUCGGGAAGCUGUCACAAGGUUGCGAUGUACUUUAACAGGAAACAUGGCAAGCACAUCACACACAACACUGUUGCCAAACUUAUUACAAAAUCAAAAAAUCCACUGAACAGAAUUUGGCACCAACAUCAUCAAUCCAUGGACCUGACCUGCCUUGUGUCAACAGUCCAGGCUGGUUGAGGUUGUGUAAUGGCGUGGGGAAACGUUUUCUUGGCACUUUGGGCCCAAUCAUGAAUAUACAGUCAGGUCUGGAAGUAUUUGGACAAUGAAGGAGUUUUUGUGAUUUUGCCUUUAUACACCACCACAAUGGAUUUGAAAUAAAACAAUCAAGAUGUGAUCGAAGUGUAGACUUUCAGCUUUAUUUUAAGAGGUUCCACAAAAAUAUGGCAUUUAGGAAUUACAGCCAUUUUCAACAAAGUACUUCCAUUUUCAGGGGCUCAAAGGUAUUUGGACAAAGUGACAUAAUUGUAAAUAUAACCAUAAUUUUAAUACUUGGAUGAAAAUCCUUUGCAGUCAAUGACUGCCUGAAGUCUGGUGCCCAUGUUCUCAAAACUCAAAUUCUGAGUUUCCUCCCUGGAGAUGCUUUGCCAGGCCUUCACUGCAGCCACCUUCAGUUGACAACUUGACAAGAGGUUGACUGACCAGGUGCGGUCCAUUCCCUCGUUACUUCGAGACAAAUGAAGCAGAUAAAAGGUCUGGAGUUGAUAUCAGGUAUUGAGUUGGCAUUUGGCAGCUGUUCAACUGGAGCUACCAAUAUGAAGUCCAAGGAGAUCUCAAUGCAAGUGAAGGAGGCCAUCAUAGGCUGAAACAACAACAUAAAUCUAUGAGAGAUAGCAAAAACCUUUGAUGUGGCCAGAUCAACAGGGUACAGUCUUAAAAAGGGUACAUUCUUAAAAAGAAAGAAAGCACCUGUGAGCUCAACAACAUCGAAAGGCCUGGAAGACCACGGAAGACAACUAAAGUAAACAGAAUUCUUUUCUUGGUGAAGAAAAACCCCUUCACAACAUCAAUAGAAGUCAACUAUACUCUGGAGAAGGUAGGCGUAUCAUUGUCAAAAUCUACAAUCAAGAGACGCCUUCAUGAAUGUAAAUACAGAGGGUUUACAACAAGGUGCAAACCACUGGUAACAUUCAAGAACAGCAAAGCCAGAUUAGACUUUGCCAGAAAACAUCUAAAAAAGCCUCCCAUGUUCUGGAAUAAGAUUCUUUGGACUGAUGAAACCAAGAUUAACUUGUACCAGAAUGAUGGGAAGAGAAAAGUAUGGCAAAAGAAAGGAACAGCUUAUGAUCCAAAGCAUACCAUAUCAUGUGUCAAACGUGGUGGAGGCAGUGUUAUGGCAUGGGCAUGUAUGGCUGCCAAUGGAACGAGCUCACUGGUGUUUAUUGAUGACUGAAGUAGCAAGAUGAAUUCUGAGGUGUAUAGGACUAUACUCUCUGCUCACAUUCAGCCAAAUGCUACAAAACUGAUAGGACGCCACUUUACAGUGCAGGUGGAUAAUGACCCUAAACAUACUGCGAAAACAACUCAAGACUUUUUGAAGGCAAAGAAAUGGAAUAUUCUUCAAUGGCCAAGUCAGUUGCCUGAUCUCAACCCAGUAGAGCAUGCUUUUCACUUACUGAAGACAAGACUGAAGGCACAAAGACCCACAAACAAGCAUCAACUGAAGGUGGCUGCAGUGAAGGCCUGGCAAAGCAUCUCCAGGGAGGAAACUCAGAAUUUGAGUUUUGAGAACAUGGGCACCAGACUUCAGGCAGUCAUUGACUGCAAAGGAUUUUCAUCCAAGUAUUAAAAUUAUGGUUAUAUUUACAAUUAUGUCACUUUGUCCAAAUACCUUUGAGCCCCUGAAAAUGGAAGUACUUUGUUGAAAAUGGCUGUAAUUCCUAAAUGCCAUAUUUUUGUGGAACCUCUUAAAAUAAAGCUGAAAGUCUACACUUCGA